This is a messenger RNA of Xyrichtys novacula (pearly razorfish), 4038 nucleotides long. Lineage: Eukaryota; Metazoa; Chordata; Actinopteri; Labriformes; Labridae. The record is from the annotation of a GenBank genome assembly.
GCGGCAUCACCCGAGCAAAGGCGUGCGCGCCACCCCGGUAGGAAAAAAACCCGCACGCUAGACGUGUGGGACAUAAUGGUGGAUAGGUAGGGAACUCACUUUAGCUCGCAGGAGCAGCUCGUCAACUGUUGAUUACAUUUCCAGUCGUCGCUUUGGACUCUAAGGUACCCGUGACUUCACUCUUGGUCGCUGGCUCAGCCCGCUCAACUUCAACGACGCCCUGGACCAUAACAAAAUGCCGAAUAUCAAAAUAUUCAGCGGUAGUUCGCAUCCGGACCUGUCUCAAAAGAUAGCUGACCGCCUGGGUCUUGAGCUGGGGAAGGUUGUUACCAAAAAAUUUAGCAACCAGGAAACGUGGUGAGUGUUUUUGCUGCUUAAUACAGUUUGUAGUCAAGAGUAUUACAAUAUCUAGUGCGCAAAUGUUGUAGCUAAGCGACAUGUAACUGGUUAGAAAUGUGGUGUCACGGUAAAUUUGCCGCGCAGUGCUGUUGGAACUUGUAGUCCACGCAUGUCUGAGAAUCCAUGCUAACUUGCUGCCUGUCUUGUAGUCCUCAAUAAAAGCACCUUCGUUACAUGACUUCAAUGAAAUUGUAACGCCAUGCCUUAUAGCAUGAAGACCCUCAUCUUGUGACUCAGCAUGCUGAUCCUCCCCUCAAUUAAAACCCUUGUUCACAGUUAGACAUCAGCGACUGUUUACUCUGCCUCAUCUAUCUUCUGCCUGCCACGGUGUGUUCCCUCCAUGGCCCUAAGUGCUGUUUGUCCUGUCCUCUCUCUCUUCUGGCAGCGUGGAGAUAGGAGAGAGCGUACGUGGGGAAGAUGUCUACAUCGUACAGAGUGGCUGUGGGGAGAUCAAUGACAAUUUGAUGGAGCUGCUGAUCAUGAUCAACGCCUGCAAGAUUGCCUCUGCCUCGAGGGUCACUGCUGUCAUCCCCUGCUUCCCCUAUGCUCGGCAAGACAAGAAGGACAAGGUGGGGGUGAGGGAUAUCUGUCUAAUUACUUCUGUCAUGCCAUUUGCCAUCAAGCAUCAUGACAAGAAGCCUGCAGCCAUGUCCAUCAGUAAACACUUAACAAGGCAUAUUUACUCUUCCUGUUUUUGUUUGCUUGUCCCUCUUUCAUCCUAUAUGCUUUAAGCCAUAAACAGUUCCCCUCCCAUCCUUCCUUAUGUUGCUAUUUGGCUAUUAUUUGCUCUCAUCCAAAAAAUUUCAGUCAAUUUGCAUCAUAGUUUAAAACUAUGGAAGCUAGAUACUGUGAUGACACUAAAUGUCCUGAAUUUUAUUAUUAAGCUCGAUAAUUAGAAAUAAGUAUUGCAGUUGGGCCAAGCUACUUGUAUUUUUAACCUUUUGUGUGGUUGUAUCUUAAGGAAAUGAAAAUGCAUCUGUGUGCCUAGUCCUCACUUAAAUGUUAUUAUUAGAAACAAGCCAUGCUUGCCACUUCACUUAUUCCAUGUGACUGAAGAGAUCUGUUUUCAUUUCAGAGCCGUGCUCCUAUCUCUGCCAAGCUGGUGGCUAAUAUGUUGUCAGUAUCAGGCGCUGACCAUAUCAUCACCAUGGAUUUGCAUGCCUCACAGAUACAGGUCAGCAGCACCAACACUGAAAAAAGUAGUUCUGAUUUCCAAUCCUAUUGUGAAUAACUUCUGCAAUACGUCUUCCUACUCCUACAAUCUUAAGCUUUUUGCCUCAUUCUGAGAUUAUACUUGAAUACUGGCUUUUAUAGCCUGAAAUAUAAAAGAUUUCAAUGCAGGACUGAGGGAGACACAAGCUGUUUAUUGGUUCUUUCAUUGUACAAUUGAAUUCAACUCCUCUGACACCUUUUAAUCUAUUAUUUUGUUGUCCUUUUUCAGGGAUUCUUUGAUAUUCCUGUUGAUAACUUGUAUGCGGAGCCUGCUGUGCUGAAGUGGAUCAAAGAGAACAUACCUGAAUGGAAGAACUGUACCAUUGUUUCACCCGAUGCUGGAGGAGCCAAAAGGUAGGUUUCUGGCUUCAUAUGGAUAAUCUUCCUCUGAGCUCAGUGAAGCCUCUGAAAUCUCUUCUGGAUUGACUGUACUUUCAAUUAAACUUGUGUAGCUUUUUUUACCUCCAGGAGUGUGUGCAUAAAAUUUGGAGAGAACAACAAUGUACUCUCAUUGCAGGGUCACCUCGAUAGCAGACAGGUUGAAUGUGGACUUUGCGCUUAUCCAUAAAGAAAGGAAAAAGGCAAAUGAGGUGGAUCGCAUGGUUCUCGUCGGAGAUGUGACUGAUCGAGUUGCCAUUCUGGUUGAUGACAUGGCUGACACAUGUGGCACAAUCUGCCAUGCUGCUGACAAGUAAGUUCAUUUGUACUUUUUUUUUUUUUUUUUUUUUUGAUUGAAAACUUAAUGUGGGUCACUGUGCUGAUUAUUUUUGUGUUUCUCUCUGCAGACUUAUUUCUGCUGGUGCAACCAAGGUGUAUGCCAUCCUAACCCAUGGCAUCUUCUCCGGCCCAGCUAUCUCACGUAUUAACAAUGCGUGCUUUGAAGCCGUGGUGGUCACAAAUACAAUCCCUCAGGAGGAGAAGAUGAAACAUUGUCCUAAAAUACAGGUCAGGAAAAAAAGUGCAGCUGCAACUAAGGAUUUUGUAAAAUUGUUUUCAUUUGUGUGUAUCUUGUAUACUUUGUGAGCAGAAAUGAAUUAAUCUAAUACUUACAAAUAGACUCUUAUUGUAUAUUUAAAGCUUUUUUUUUUCUUUUCUUCCUUCAGGUCAUAGACAUCUCUAUGAUACUUGCAGAGGCCAUCCGUAGAACUCACAACGGCGAGUCUGUGUCGUACCUGUUCAGUCACGUCCCCUUGUAACAAAUAGUGUCAACCAUCCACUACCUGCUGUUACACCAAACGAGAAGAGGGAAUUCCCCACCAAAAAACACAUCCAUUAGCGAAGAUGCUCUGCUCACUAACCAUGAAAAAUAGAAUGAACCGUCAUGUCUGUUACUAAUGCUGAUCCCACUCAUGUGAGUCCCUUCCCCCUUGAGUUGUGUCCUUCGUGUCCAGGGCACUUCAGCAACCGCAAGCUACCUUCUUAGGCCAGCAUAUUUAUUGUACUUGGAUAAGUAAGUGAUUAUCCAUUGUGAACUUUGUCUCCCCUUUCACAAAACGAAUAAUCAGAGUUUCUCCUGACCAUUUUGUUUCCAAAGGUGUCAUUUCAAUGUGUUGUCAAAGAGCUUAUAUAACUGUUUCCAGUAGGUCAGGGCUGGUCAGGAGGGGCAUCUGCCACAUAGGCUGUUACAGUGAUUUUGUUACAAUAAACGGAUGUAGUUUUUCCAUGUUGCUCUUGUAUAUCCUGCUGUUUGAGAGAUUAUUAUUGAUGAAGUGAAUGUGUAUCGAACCAGUUUACAGUGCCACUGAAGCUCCACUCAACCAAGAGUGCCUCAAAAGUUUGAAAUGAAGGGACCCCCUCCUCCACUGUCCCACAUCUCCCUCUUCCUGUUUUUUCCUUUUUAGUCCAUUAAUGAAGAGCUUCAGUGUAUAUUGUCAGGCAGUAGAAAAUUGUGGGGGGUGGUUCCUAUCAACUCUUGAGGUGCCCUCAUUGAGUGGGGUUUGCCCAGUGUCCAGGGUUCACCCUGCAAGGUUCUACGUUGAAGGUCUGUCUUUUGAGAAGCCGUUGGAUUUUAGUUUUAGGUCUCUGCAGGCUAGAGCUUCCUUCAGAAAUGUUCACCUGCUGUUUUUGUUUUCUCUUUUGAUGUUUUUUUUUUUUUAAUUGUCUUUGAGGAGGGAUUUGUUAUCAGUGUGCAUAUUUCAAGCCUUCAUGUUUACUCUUUCAGUAGAGUGAAUGCGCCAAUUAUCUAAGGAUGGAUUCUCAAUAUUAAAUGAGUAAAAUCUUAAUCCCGGUAUUUGUUUUUGUUACAUCUGGUGUUUAUUGACCUCAAAGGGGAUUAAUAUCCAUAAAAUAAAAAAUGUCGGUGGAUAAAGUAUGAUACAGGAUACAACGUGAAUUCAUUGAUGUAAUCUUUAACAGGGACACUGUCCAACACAUGGACUUAACUGCACUUCAGACAGCUAAAAUAAAGUACCUGAGCAUAUUUGUUAA